Messenger RNA from Peronospora matthiolae, 690 nucleotides. NCBI's taxonomy places the organism in Eukaryota, Oomycota, Peronosporomycetes, Peronosporales, Peronosporaceae. The record is from the annotation of a GenBank genome assembly.
AUGAAUUUUGAAAGUCAAGAAGAUGAGAGUACAGGUCAGGAAUGUUCUUCCGUACCAAUUCAGCCUGAUGAAGAAGACGCUGCGCAAGACCAAGAUACGGAGCCCGGCAGUAAGCGCCACACGCAAACCCCUUCGUUGGAACAAGCUGUGGAGAUUCCGGUUCCCAAGCGGCAGAGUCAAAGAAUUUUGCUCAGAAACAUGUCGGCGGUGGCACAAGUCGAGGACGACUUUGAGACAGCCUACGUUGUGAAUUCAGUGGGAGAUAUUCCGACAACGUUUAAGUCGGCGAUGGAAUCCAACAACGCAGUCAAGUGGAAGGAAGCGCGCGACUCCGAAAUCGACUCCCUCCGCAAGAACACGACAUGGCAAGAGGAGAAUCAAGAUGGUGGGAUCGAGCGUUUUAAAGCGCGCCUUGUUGCGAAGGGGUUCUCACAGAAGUUUGGCAUCGACUACGGGGAAACAUUUGCUCCGGUUGCCAAGUUCACUUCGAUUAGAGUCAUCCUCAGUCUGGCAGCCAAGUACCCCCUUAAGGUGAACCAGAUGGAUAUCAAGACCGCGUUUCUGAACGGCGAGCUGGAUGAAGACAUCUACAUGGCGCAACCGGACGGCUACAUCGACGAAGAUCACGAGCAUUUCGUUUUCAAACUGCAGUGGUCACUGUACGGGCUAAAACAAUCACCGCGGAUGUAG